Messenger RNA from Gongylonema pulchrum, 753 nucleotides. Lineage: Eukaryota; Metazoa; Nematoda; Chromadorea; Rhabditida; Gongylonematidae. The record is from the annotation of a GenBank genome assembly.
AUGAAUGUUAAUAGCGAUCAUGUUAAGGCAGCGAAUUCAGCCCGAGUGCCGCAUUUACACAUCGGCGUUCAACUAGUAGCGGUUCGGCUAAGAAGCAGCAAUCUAUUGAUUUCCGUAUGGCCACUCCGGCAACUAGCAAUUUCUCCAGUUGUUUUGUCUAAUGUUGCAUUGCGUAGUGGUUGGCCUGUUGGUGAUCCUAACGAGAAUGCAGCAUCGAGAAGUGAAACACCAGUGAACAGUGAAAUGACACCGGGUUCGGAGCGCUCAGCUGGUUGCCCCAAAAGACAGUGUGGUGUCGAGAGCAGGGCAUCCGAAACAUCAUCCGAAUCGUGCGCUUCCGGUGUCUCUUUGACGCAGACAACACCGUUUCACCUCGCUCGAGUUGCAUUGGACGAUUCGUUGCAGUGUGAGUCAGGCAGCGCCAAUUACAAAUGCAUAAAGAUAGAGAAUGGUGAUAAGGUAGCAGAACUGAUUGAAAGAUCACUGGAAAAACACCUGAUGUUCGGUGAUCAUUCGGAGUACUGCCUCGUACAACUUCUGCCAGAUGGAUGCGAAUUUCGCUUGCCAGAGAAGUGCAAUCCAUACUAUGCAGUGGCGCCGGAUCCGUCAUCAUCAAUGUUAAAUUUCGUGCUGCGACGUAAAAGUGACGCUGAACGAGAAGCACUGGCUGGUGGUGCGACUGCACCGUCGGUGAAAAAACUUAAUAGGAUGAAACGAAGUAACUUGUUACGGUGGAGUAGUGGUUAUUUAUGA